Dothidotthia symphoricarpi CBS 119687 is the source of this 780-nucleotide messenger RNA. RefSeq lists its product as uncharacterized. The record is from RefSeq and is a predicted model, not a curated record. Lineage: Eukaryota; Fungi; Ascomycota; Dothideomycetes; Pleosporales; Dothidotthiaceae. Bases 1 to 780 code for a protein of 259 amino acids. The transcript has 5 exons.
AUGGAAGCGAAGGCCUUCAAGCGCCUCCGGUUCGAAUUCCCGAACAUGGUUCCAUGGGAUCAAGAGCCAACGAUCCCGAGCUCGGUCGUACGUCGGAUGGAAGCACUUGGAUGCAUGCUCGGAGUUCCUAUGUUCAAGACAACCCCAAACAUGGCCAGCACGUCAAAAGAAAAGCUUGCUCUCAUGGUGUGGUGCAUCACGCGUGACAUCGAUACCGUUCGGCAUGAGCUGACAUCGACAACGCUCACCUACUCGCAUUUAUGUCACAAUCUCUAUUGUGAGCAGCCAGGACAUGCUACCUGUUCGCAUACCCCAAGAUGUCUACCUGACGAUACAACGAUUCCCGAUGGUUCUGUUGACCUGGUCGCAAUUAAUAUUGCCAAAAUCCGGUCAACAAACCUUUACGGCUGCGGGUGCCCAGAGCACAAUAUCGAAUUGCCAUUCCACGUCACACCAAACACGACGAACGGGACCUAUCAUUUAUACAACAGCGAAGGUAGAACCGCCGAAUGGGACAUCCCAUCUAAAUAUGUAGCGGUGAGACAUGUGGAUAUUCCGCUGCCCUUUACGAACACUACAAUGAUGUCCACUAUCGAUACCGCAAGUGGGGCGGGAUCACGGACGGUGAGGACAAGUGGUGGGACAGCGCUCAGCACUGCUAGAAAUCUGGGGUCUCAAAACAACGCGUACGCAGUAUCUGGUCCGCUGCCCGCAAAUACGCACAGCGUACGAGUCAGUGCGUUGGUUGGGCAGAGUAUUGGGUUUGAGAAAGGAACGUGA